Messenger RNA from Fopius arisanus, 6347 nucleotides. RefSeq lists its product as uncharacterized. The coding region runs from base 103 to 2082 and encodes 659 amino acids. The transcript is spliced from 7 exons. Lineage: Eukaryota; Metazoa; Arthropoda; Insecta; Hymenoptera; Braconidae. The record is from RefSeq and is a predicted model, not a curated record.
UAAGCCCACAUCAUGCAGUUAUCACUCAUCGUUGAAUGAUUCAAUCAAAAUCUCAAGUAAACACAUGGAGCAACCUAAUGCUCAGGAUAAAAGAAUGCCGUAAUGCUUGUAAGAACUUCGUCGUCCCGACGCAGGAGGGCGUCGCGGAGCGUCGUAAAUUCUCCCCAGGGUACUGCUGGAAGUCCUUCAGGGGCUGGUGGAAUAAAGUCGCGACGAGCCUCCGUAGCGACUGACAAACCAUUCCAGUUACCUCAAAAUAGUAUUCCCGGUGACGGUAUGGGCCGGCAACGAUCACCAAGAAGUAGCAUAGUACCAAAUAUAGCCCUCAAUGCUGAAGACGAUGAAGAACCAACUGGCAGGAGAUUUCUCCCAGACCCAGAGCUGUGCGCAUCAACACGUGGUUUGCUGCCGAAUUCCAACCGAAGCCCCAGGAACUCUCUCAUUCCCGAGGAGUACUGUAGAAGUCCUCGAGGUUCCCUCGUACCAGAUGCCGGACGAAGUCCAAGGAAUAGUUUGUUACCGGACGGUUCCAGGAGUCCAAGGCAUUCUCUCGUACCGGAUGGAGCUCAAAGUCCUCGAAAUCCAUAUGGCCCAGAAGGAUCCUUCAACCGAAGUCCUCGGGGCAGUCCCUUGCCCGGAGUAGCGAUUGGAGUGUCAAGAAAUAGUCUUAUGCCUGACAAUGGGGACAUCAGAAGCUCCCGAUACUCCCUCGUACCAGACACUUCGAGAAGCCCGCGUGGUAGUAUCGUAAAUAUUGAAUUUGACAGAACACCUAGAGGUUCAUUAUGCCCAGAAAUUUCGAGAUCACCACGAGGCAGUAUAGUUCCACCCAUUGAUAUUGAUAGAACACCGCGUGGCUCAAUAUGCCCCGACAUAUCUUCGAACAGAUCACCAAGAGGAUCUAUUUCUUCGGAAUAUCAUAAUCCAAGUCCAAGGGGUUCCAUUAUGCCUGAGCCAAAUCGCUCCCCGAGAGGAUCAAUAUGUCUCGAGGGUAGACGUAGUCCGCCUGGUUGCAUUUCACCUUUUGAAGGUACCAAUAGAACACCAAGAGGAUCCAUAGGUGUUCCGGAUUUUGAUAGAAAUCUUCGGGAGUCCGGUGGAGAACAGGAAGGCAUCAAUCGCAGCCCAAGGGGCAGUAUUGGUCCUGGCAUUGAUCGGAGUCCUAGGGGCAGUCUCGGAGGAUACGAGAAGCGCAAUCACCGAGGAAAUAGUCUCACACCUCAGGAGCCCCGGAGAGCCUCAGCUGAUCAAGGAUUAGCAGUGAAUCGCAGUAGCUCUCCGUAUCGACAGAGGGAUGGAAAUUCGACUAGUGUCAGAUCUGGUGGGAAUCAAAAUGUUCAGACAAAUCUCGGAUAUGGGACAAAUGCAUGGGCAGAAUCCAGACGAGCCAGCAGUUCGGUUUCACAGUUUUCAGGUGAUGAGUCUCGGAGACUUUGUAUGAGGAGUGUAGUAUCAACCGAAAAAGGAGCAUGCAGCGCUAGUCUGGGAGUUGCCACAUACGGUUCACUUGUCUUUCAAUUGAAAGAAUCUCACCGAGAAGCGAGUGGAACCUGUGACUUUGUUCUCAAAGCCAUGAGGGUGGUUAGCAAAACAAUGGUGGUGACAAUUUGUCUGGUGUGUCUCUCUACAGUGCCUCUUCUGAUGCUCAUUAUGGGUUUACAAUAUAUAAAGGAUUGUCCGAAGGAGCCACAUAUCCCUGUCUACAUGAUAGUGGGAGGUACACUGGGCAGCGUAAGAAUGUUCUGGGCGUUAUAUUCUCAGAUACGCUCUCGACGUCUUGAAAACACCAUCACCCCUCCUGAAAAUUCUCAUAUAUCACCGAUGCAAUUGGUGUCUAUAACUCUCACGCUCUUCCUAACUGGCUGGUUUGUAUUAGGUAAUUAUUGGAUUCUGAAAAUCAAAUGGCCAGAGUACACAUGGAAUAUGUAUGAGCCCGACCGGUGGUGUCACAAGACGUUAUAUGUGUUUGCCAUCACUCAUCUUGGAAUCAUCUAUGCUGCUAUUGGAAUGCUUGUCGUCACAGCUAUCGGUUUAGCCUUUUGUAGAGUUCUUGCGUGUCCUUGGUUUGAAAGGUACAAAUAACCACGGCGAUCUGCUCGACUCAAGGAAUAUAUUGAUGAACAUAUUAUAACUGGUAGCUCUUCAAGGCGUCAAAAACGAGUAUCCCUGGACAGUAAAAUUCUUGAAGACGUCAAUGAAGAUGAUGAAGAGGAAGUGGAUCGCAAUUCGGCGGCUGAGAAAUUCUGUACCAGAGUGCAGUUUCGUGCACCCGAUAUCAUCGAAUUGUAACUAUCAUCCUCAAAUAUUCAUAUAUUAUCUGUACAUGAUUUUAAAUGUCACCUAUUGGAGGAGAUCGCAGGAUUUCCGCAGAAUUUUUCCAGGAUAGGUGAGUUAGUAACAUAAUUUUAUAGUUGAUGUACGGAGAUAAUUUUUUUUACACUUGACAUAAAAAAAUAUAUUACCAAUAAUAUAAUCUUUUCCGCCAGAAUCAAUGAAGGCUUAUUUCUAUAAAUUUUGUCAUAGCGUACAAAUUUUACGUUGUGCAAAAUUCAUUUCUACAGGUAAUAGUAUUCCUCUAUUCGUUUAAAGCCCAUGAUUAUUCUGCGAGGCAACUCUUGGGACUGAUUUUACGCUUAUUUCUGGAAAGUUCAUAGAUAUAUGGUCGACAUUUAGAUAUUCCAAUAAAAAGGUAAUGGUCGCUGAAGUCUUAAUAAAUCUUCGAUUAUGGAAUUUUCGAUCGAAAGUUGAAAAAGCGCAAGAGAAUAUUUAUAUGGCAUCAUCGUUUUCCAAAUGAGAAAACUUUUCGUAUUCGGAGUUAUAGCUUUUCACUAUCGAUCUUUUUCGAUAUAACUUUCUACUAAUAUUGAUACCGGCGCAUCACAUUUUUGCCGUUAUUCAACGGUUACGUUGCUCAAACUUCCAAAUUGAGAAAAAAUAAUAAAUAAAAAAUAAAAAAAAGAAAUUGAGAAAGAUAGUAAAGAUAGAUUGGAUAAAUAUAGGUAUUAGGAAGGAUAGGAAAGGGUAGAGCAAAAUAGUACGGCCAAGGAAAACGGGCUGGUAAAAUUCUUUGUUUUUUUAAAGAAAUUAUAUUUUGAAAAAUAGAUUCCUAUUUCACGUCCAACCCUCUUCUACGAGAUUACCCAAAUUUGCAUAUGAUUAUUUAUUAUGUAGAAAGAGGACUAUAAAUGUCCGAAUGAAUUGUGAAAAGGUAAGAGUCACUUCUAAUAUUCGCAUAUUGUCCUAUUGCACUAAGAAAGAGUCAAUGAUACAUAUUCUAUCGGAGGAUCAUCGGGUUGAUUCACUGUUACAAUAACCAACGAUUAUUAAAUUUAAUUGUCCAUAAUCCAAAGGUACAUAAUCUACAAUUUCUCAUUUUAUACGGACUUGACCAAAGUAUCUAUCCAAUUUGCAUGUAGAACAUGCAUUAUACUUUUAAAGAAAAAUUGUAUAGCUUUGGCUCCAUAUUAUUGAUUCAAUUAGUUGUUAAUAUAAUUUUCAUAAAAUCUUUUUUCUUAGUUGCACUUAACAAAGGUAAAACAAUUCGAACACGAAUCCUCAUUUCGCAUAGUAGUGACAGUAAAUUUCUUUUAAUAUUUUAGGAAUAUUUCAGGUCUUCAAAUUCGAGGCGAUAAAAAUUCAAUGACCAAAGAAUCAGAAAGUAUCAGAGUAAUUCUUUGAGAUUGCUGUUCUUUAAGUUUAAUUCUGAAGUGAAAUGAAAUGCAAUAUCGUUCUAAAGAGAAGGGCCUUUUCAUUAUAAUCGGUGAUGAUAAUGAUAAUCAUCAAGCAAUUUUUCUCAUUUUUUUCGUUGAUUUUUUUUUUCAACGAAGGAAACUUUUAUUUUGAAGAUCUCCACAAAUGUCCACAAAUGUUUCGAGUUCAAAUUCCAGUUACAGAACUUUAGGCAAUCUGUCCAAACAAUCGAUUCGCGCCGCUGGCUUCAAGCUAUUUGGUUGCUCUAUUCAACGCUGAGGGGGAAAAUUAGAAACGAAGUUUUAAGGAAUGACUAUAUAAUGAGUAAACUUCUCAAUUGAUCCGAGCAUUCAGUUUCUUAAGAAAUUUAUUCAUCAAUUUACAAAAACCCGAAUGUAGUCAAUUUACUUUCCUAAUUGGAGAUUAAAUUUUUCUCAGGAUCAGCUAAAAACGAUAUUGCGAAUGCUGCAAUUGCGUUAUUGGAUAUUUCAGGGCAAAUGAAUUGAUAAAAUGCAAAAUGCAAAAUCGUUGCACCAGUAUGGAAAAUUUGACAGCUCCAUUUUCUCAUGUUAUCAGAUUAAAAAAGAGUGAAUAAUGAAUGCCUAAGUAGAGUUCCACGCGUUUGGGAAAUUGUACAGUUUUGAAUCAGAAUAAUUAAAAUAAUAAUACAAUAAAUAUAUAAAGUAUUAUAGAAACUACCAGAAAUCAAUGGGUUGAAUGUAAAGAAUACUAAAAUCCAAGAGGUGCUAAUAUAAUUAAUAGAAAUAAUAAAAUAUGGCCCAAUGCUUACCAUUUCUUAAAAUUGCAUCGUUUGAAUCGGUAUGUAAAAAAUCUUCAACGAAUAACUAAUGUAUUGGAAAAUUAUAUAAUUAAAUGACGUUAUCAAAUGGUUAACGCCAUAGGUGAUUUUCAUAAAUAUAGAGAAUUUCCUUAUUUUUAUACGAAAAAAGUUAACAACCUACGAAUUGUUGACGCAAAAUUAAGAAUUAUUUUAAAACCUAUUUUUAUUUUUCCCGAACCUUCCAGAGAGAUGCAUAACUCCGUACUAGGAUUAAUUCUUAUUUCUUAAAGGGGACAGAUGUACGCCAAUAAGUGAGUGUUUAGAAAAAAUUUAUUAAUGUCACACUUACUCUCAAUUAUAAGGGUAAAGUAAGAACAACAAUGGAGCAUAAGAAAAUAAAAUUAGAAGUCGAAUGGGUAGCCCGUGGAUGAAACUUUAGGUGAAGUAUUCAACGGGCUUAAUGAUAUUUAUGGUCUGGGCUUUAACUGUACUAUGGUAAUUUAUGGCAAAUCAGUGCUCCUUUCAAAUAUGAACUACUAUGUACUACUGAUUUCUCAAAUAUCUCAAUGCGCUCAACUAUGCACUGAAAAUUCCAUUGGAAUGCAAAAUUUGAUGUGUAGAAUGAUGUCAUUCCAAAAAGAAAAUUAUUCUAGUCUUCGACCAAGCAUGAACCAAAAGUUGGCGUCUCAACAAAAAAUAAAAAAAGCAAGUUUAGUUUGGUAUUAGCUUUGAUUUGUAUGUAUGUCUAUAUACAUUUUAGCAAUUUGAUAUUCUUUUUGGCGAAUGGAGGUUGGGAUCAAAUGAUAGCCUGCACUGGUGAAUGGCCUAUGCACCAAGAGAAAAAAAUUCACCAAUGUUACAAAUAAUAUUUCUCAAUUUGGAUAUCUUCUUUUAUCAUUGACACUAUAACAUGCCAUUCAUUUUUAUGCCAUCUUAAGAUUUGCGAAUGCCACAAAUUUCGUAUAAAUUUCGAAAUUUCCAUUUUCUGUCAAUACUUCAUGAUUAUUUCAUGAUUUAAUGUAUGUUAUUCGUAUUAGCCGUCCGUACAUACACGUAUACUCCAAAAUAUAAAAUAGAAUCAUAUAUAAGGGGGAAAAAAUAGUUUUUUUACGAGUACGAGGAUUACAGACUGAGCUAGAAGCAACGGCUGUAAUUACACUCGUCAGGAAGUAAUUUUUUUCACACGUAUCGUGCAAAAUUUUGUCAUACUAGUGAGAAAAAUAUACUUUUCUAUGCUUAAAAAAUGCCCUUUUUCCAACUUGUAUUCCAAAAACUAUAAUCUAUCAUUAAAAGUGAGGUGAAAAGAAUACCAACUAACCAUCCUAAAUUCAUGGAUUGGGUCCAAUGGGCGAUCUUUCCGUUAUUUCGCCAUAAAAGUCUCACAAGCACAAUUUUACCUUGAUGUAUUGCGAAUUGAAUUUCAGAUAUUUUUCGCUGAAUAAAAAAUCAAUUAAAUUACAAAAUCUCCAAAAACCCAAAUCGUCACUUGAAAUUGGAUUAAUUUUAUUUUCACAUCACUUACCAAUUAUUUAUCUUACUUCAGAAUUAGUAUUCCAUGCUGUAUCCAACUACUUAUCCCAAUAAGAAAACCAAAAAUCAACAAUAAUAUUUAAAUUUAAGUGUAUCAAUGUUGAACAAUCAACGUGCGUUGUGAAUAGAGUGAAUAAUUGAAUUCACAUAAAAAUGUGUACCGCAACCCAAAGACCUGAAUAUUCAUGUACUCUUAACAUUUAUUGAAUUAUUAUGAGUGGUUCGGAAGAUGUGAUUAUAAAACAAUGACAAAUUAUUCAAGAUAGCCGAAUGUACUGGGACCUGUUUGUAUCUCAAAUACGGCCCAUGAAUGCAACAAAUAUAAAUUAACCAUACAGUUAUCGUA